AUGAAGAAAGCUCAUGAAACUGUAAUUGGUUUCUUGAAUUAUGAGCAAUUAUUAUUCAGGAGUUCACAAAAAAUAAAAGAUUUUCUAUGGAUUGAAGGCGAAAAUGAUGAAACUUCUCAGUCUAUGACAACUAGAAUGGUUUAUUCCCCUAAUGGUCCUAAGGGCACUAAAUUUACCAAGAAAGCGCGAGAUAUUUGA
Funneliformis mosseae is the source of this 198-nucleotide messenger RNA. NCBI's taxonomy places the organism in Eukaryota, Fungi, Glomeromycota, Glomeromycetes, Glomerales, Glomeraceae. The record is from the annotation of a GenBank genome assembly.